CAUGGUUACUGAGCUCAGAUCAGUUAAGGGGCAGAGAGCCUCCCCUCCUCACUGCUCUAUAAAAGAGACCCAGCAAAGAGACCCUACCAGCUUCUAGCUCUCAGCCUCGACGAACGUGUGAGAAGCAAAGCUGGAGCCCUCUGGAGCAGAAAGCACCAGCUGCAGAGGCAAGGCCGGCAUGGCUCCUGCUUUCAAACUUCGAUGCCACUUCAUCCUGAUCUGCCUGAUGGCUCUAAGAGGGGAGAGCCGGUACCUAGAGCUGCGAGAAGCGGUGGACCAGGACCCUUUCCUACUCUUCAGCGCCAACCUGAAGCGGGAGCUGGCGGGGGGGCAGCUGUACCGCCGCGCUCUGCGGUGCCUGGACAUGCUGAGCCUCCAGGGCCAGUUCACUUUCACCGCCGACCGGCCGCAGCUACACUGCGCCGCCUUCUUCAUCGCGGAGCCCGAGGAGUUCAUCACCAUCCACUAUGACCUAGUCUCCAUCGACUGUGAGGGCGGGGACGUCCUGAAGGUAUUUGAUGGUUGGAUUCUCAAGGGGGAGAAGUUCCCCAGUUCCCAGGAUCAUCCUCUGCCCACAACUGAGCGGUACAUAGAUUUCUGUGAGAGUGGUCUUAGCCGAAGGAGCAUCAGGUCCUCCCAGAACGUGGCCAUGGUCUUCUUCCGGGUUCAUGAACCAGGAAAUGGAUUCACAUUAACCAUAAAAACAGAUCCUAACCUCUUUCCCUGCAACGUCAUCUCCCAGACCCCAAAUGGAAGGUUUACUCUGGUAGUUCCACAUCAGCAUCGCAACUGUAGCUUCUCCAUCAUUUAUCCUGUGGUGAUCAAAAUAUCUGAUCUCACCCUGGGACACUUAAAUGGUCUGCAGUUAAAGAAGUCCUCAGCAGGCUGUGGGGGAAUUGGAGACUUCGUGGAGCUGCUGGGAGGAACUGGACUGGAUCCCUCCAAGAUGACGCCUUUAGCUGACCUCUGCUAUCCCUUCCGCGGCCCUGCCCAGAUGAAAAUUGGCUGUGACAACACGGUGGUGCGCUUGGUCUCCAGUGGAAAACAUAUAAAUCGUGUGACUUUUGAGUACCGCCAGCUGGAACCAUAUGAAAUGGAAAACCCAAGUGGAAACAGUAUCCAGGAAUUCUGUUUGUCUAGUCUUUGAAUAACCAUGUCAGUGAGUUCCACGCUGCUAGCUAAAUGAGUUUUUAAUGGCUAUUAUAUAUGAUUUUGAUGACCAGCUAGUUAAGAGCCUUCCAUACCAAUCAGUAUUCCCAACCUUGAGCACGUAUCUCUCUCUCUCUCACGCACACACCCCCAACCGUGAGCACGUAUCUCUCUCUCUGUCACACACACAUACACACACACACACACACACACACACACACAAAUUUUUGUACCUUGCUUCUUUUUCAUUUGUAAUGUAUAAAUGACCACAUGGUGGAAAAUGAGCCCCCCCUCCCUUUGGUAGAAAAACAGUUUUCUGUAUUUCUUUGAAACCUGAGCUGGUAAGGCAAGUGCAAAGAAAUGUGUAAUGAAAAAUUGUAUCUCAAGGGAAAAGACUACAAAGAAAUUAAAAUGAUAGCGUUCUUACCAGUUUUAUACAGAAAACAAAUGUCUGUGCAUAUCAAAGUAGUUGAAUCUGUUUAUUUAUUUUCUGCUUAUUAUUCUGUUUACAAUAGAUAAUCGUUGUACCUAGUAUUAUUCACUGGUUGGUUACACCUUGUUUUUAACAAAACACUGUAGCAUGGGAAACGUUUUGCAUCCGUAAAUACAAACACGAAUAAAUAUAUUCAGAA
Molecule: messenger RNA, 1781 nt
Organism: Vicugna pacos (alpaca)
Lineage: Eukaryota; Metazoa; Chordata; Mammalia; Artiodactyla; Camelidae
Gene: CRHBP
Product: corticotropin releasing hormone binding protein
Biological process (GO): hormone-mediated signaling pathway; negative regulation of corticotropin secretion; negative regulation of corticotropin-releasing hormone receptor activity
Molecular function (GO): corticotropin-releasing hormone binding
Source: RefSeq, a predicted model, not a curated record